UUUUGAAAUGCAAAAAAUACCAAAUUCAUUGAAUCAGUUCAAUAAUCAACUGGCUCGUUGUGCAGCACGUAGCUCGACAACACUGCACCUCAACACAUUACAGCUGACGACGAAAGCAACAGCUGACGAAGCAGCAAGACGAAGCGAACAAGCAAUACUUCGUGCGUAUGGAACAGAAAAUUGGAAAAAGAGCAACUGCAUAGUGAAAAAAUCAAGAAAAAUGUGGUUUUUAAGCACAUAAUUGCAUAGAAGCUAAAACAAAGUUAAACAAUAUAAGAAUCUACAUCGAACACAGCGCACAAACUGGCAAUGAAAUUACUGCCAAAAUAUCAGAUUCUUCGUCGUUGUUGCUAUCGCAUAUCGUAUUGAGUUGACAGAAGCCAAGAAACAGAUGACAGAUCAGAACUAAAAUCUACGUGCAAAUUUGUGAAAUUCACUGAAGAUAAAGAUAACAAACGAAUGUUGAGACAGUGGUGCAAAUAAUUCUAAUUAUACAACAGUCCAACCGUGUUCCCCUCAAAGAACGAAACUGGUUAUACACACAGCGACGACAACGACAGCGACGACGACGGAAACGGCAAAGGCAACGAAGGAACGGGAGCAGCAGCAGCGAAAGGCAUUUCAACGCAGCGGAGAGUGAGGGUAAUGGAAAAAAUCAAACUAAAGGUUAUCGGUGUGCUGCGCGAGCGCGACGGUGGCACGAAUGUAAAUCGCAGCGGCAGCGUCGCUGCUGGCGUUGGCAGUCAUCAGGUGGGCGUGGGCGCGGCUGUUGCGAAUGGGGUCACGCAGGACAAUACCAAUGGCAAUGGCAACGACAACGGCAAUGGCAACGCCCCUGGACCAGAACGCAAUGAUGCCCAUGCACUGAAUGCAGCUGGUGGUGGUGCUGCUGCCGUAGGACCGAGUGGUGCGGCACGCACCUCGGUGCUCACACGGCCGCAAACAUCUAAAAUCAGUGCGCUCGACCUAGCUGGUAUACUGAACACGCGACGGCGUCUCGAAUGGACCAAGGAGUGGCUUCGCAAGAACCAAUCAGAGUUUCUCAGCAAGGAGAAUCUUCUCAGUGAGCUGCAAUCGCGCAAGGACGAGUGCUAUCAUUUGAAUUACUUCCUCGCCAUAACUGAGAGUCAGUUUCGCUAUCUGGUAGAGAAACUGGAGCCCAUUAUCAGUCAGUAUGCGCCGCAGCGCAAAAAGAAAUCUUUCAGCGCCGAGGAGCGUCUGGCCAUAACGCUCAAGUAUUUGGCAACGGGUGAAGUGCAUUCUUGUCGAAACUACUGCUUCCGUGCCUCCAAAUUUGUGAUAAACGAAAUGAUUGCCAAUAUCUGUAUGGGCUUCUACGAGCACCUGAAGGACCAAUACGUGACACUACCAAAGACUGACGAGCAGUGGCGCAACGCAGCCACCGAAAUGGAGCGCAAGCAUAACCUGCCCCAGUGUGUGGGUAAUCUGUUUAUGCGCAGCAUUCAGCUGCAGAACAGCAUAGGCAACGACGAACGCAAGCGUGCGACAGUCAUCUUUACGGCCAUCGUCGAUGCGGACAACAAUUUCCAGUAUGUGAAGGUGGAGCGUGCAGCGAACAGUCGACCAAAUGAUAUCUACAACCAGACCACUGCCGUCGAGCAUAUCGAGCAGAAGAUGCAGGCACUGGAGGCCAAAUCUGAGCCUCAUCGCAAGGGCUAUUAUCUCGCCGGCGAUGCGGUGCUACCGAGCACGUCGUACUUGGUCAGCACACGGCUCGUGGCCAAGGAAAGUGCCGCGUACGCUGCCCUGGAACAAAUCAAUGCUCAUGCAGAACAAACAUUGCGCAUAUUGUGCAAUAUAUUUCCGAUACUGGCGCAGCCACUGCGCGUUAGCGAGAAGCACGUCAACGAGGUGGUCCUAGGCUGUGUGGCAUUAUACAAUUUCCUGCGGAAGACCGACGACUCCUUUCGGCGCAACAGCGACAGCAUAGCCCAGCAACGGAACGGCAUCGACCAACAUCAGCCGGCCUAUGCGGACGGCGAGGAGAUUGACGAGGAUUGUAUUAUGCUGGCCACAGAAGAGGAAUUACGCGAACGUGCCGAGUUCACGCCCAGCGUGGGAUUGACCACCUGCUUCCAAACGCUGAGCGCACAGCGUGGUGAUACGCCCGAGGGCCAGGCGAAGCGAGAUUGGCUGCUCCAACUGCCCAUUGUGGCAGCACAGCAACAGAAUGGUAACGCCUCCACGAAUGGGGGUGUUCAUUAGUGCAAUUUUACCUAAGUACUUUACGAAUUUUGUAUAGUUCCUUGUUUUCUAUUUCUAUUUUCUAAAUCAUAAACUAUAUAUUUAUAUAUGUAUAUGAACACAUAUAUGUACAUAGAUAUGUAUCUAUCUAUAUAUACAUAUAUAUAUUUGAAUUGAUAUUGGCAUUAGCACUUGAUAUUGGUUAUGUUGCUAGCCAGCUAGUUUUGCCUCUAUUCUUCUCUGCAUUAAGUGAGCUGUUCUUUUGCUUCUGUGCUUUAAGGUUCUGUAAAGUUAGUUUAGGUUUUUGUUUUUGAAGUUCAGUGAAUACUAUGUGAUGUCUCAAAUCUCUAUUGUGGCCCAGUGCUCCCGGGGAGCUUUGCAAAAGCGACAACAAAACGUUUCGGCGCGCGAGUAUAUCGAGAUGAAAGAAAACAAAAUAUAAUAAAACAUAUUAUAUUAAUAAACAAAUGAAAUGAGAAAACAGAUCAACAAAAUUAAAA
Molecule: messenger RNA, 2705 nt
Organism: Drosophila arizonae
Lineage: Eukaryota; Metazoa; Arthropoda; Insecta; Diptera; Drosophilidae
Source: RefSeq, a predicted model, not a curated record